GUUUUGUUUGUGCUUCCUCUCAAUUUUCGAUUUAAAAAUAAUGUUCCAGUAUUUUGUAAGUCCUCUAACCUUAGUUGGUGAAUCUGCAUCAAUAAUUUAUAGAUCCUGUACGGCAGUUCCACAGUAUUUGGGACUAACAACAAAUGCAAAAAUAAUGCCAUCAGUACCUUUGUGGAAAUUAGCUGCAGCAAAUGGACCAUUUGUUAGAAUUGCUGCUCUUAGUGGAGCCACAGCUGUAAUUCUUGGUGCUUAUGGAUCCCAUAAGGAAUAUUCAAUGCACGAAAAAGAAAAUUGUAAACAAGUGUUUGAAACUGGUAGUCGUUACCAUUUCAUUCACACAUUAGCCUUACUUGGAUUACCUCUUUGUAGAGCACCUUAUAUGGCUGCAACAUUCCUACUAUCUGGAAUAAUACUAUUUUCCGGAACUUGCUAUUAUUACGGUAUUACCGGGAAUAAACAAUUAAAUAAAUUAACACCACUAGGUGGAGUCUGUUUCAUUUUAGGAUGGUUAAGCAUGUGCAUUUAAAAUUUGAAAAAA
This is a messenger RNA of Eufriesea mexicana, 538 nucleotides long. RefSeq names its product transmembrane protein 256 homolog. The coding region runs from base 41 to 526 and encodes 161 amino acids. Gene Ontology annotation, cellular component: membrane. Lineage: Eukaryota; Metazoa; Arthropoda; Insecta; Hymenoptera; Apidae. The record is from RefSeq and is a predicted model, not a curated record. The transcript is spliced from 5 exons.